AUGGGCCCGGGCGGGGAACGGCCCGCGGGCGACGCCCUCUGCGAGCCCGGGGCGGAGGAGCCCGCGCUCCAGGAGGCGGACGGGGAGGCCGCCGCGGCCCUCGCGGGCGCAGGGGUCACCCCUGGCGAGCUGGCCGCGUGUGCGUCGGUGCUCCGGCGCCUGACAGCGGCCCGCGGGAGCGUGGACUGGGGCUCCCCGGCCCUGCGGGAGCUCCGGAAGGCGCUGGCGCCGCAUCUCGGCGAGGCCGCGGCGCGCCUCCCCCAGAAGGACCAGCUCGACGCCAAGGCGCGGGCCAAGUUCGAGAGGAAGUGCAAGCGGGAGCACAAACAGCGCCAGCUGGAGGCGGACCAGCGGUGGCGGGAGAACGCCCAGCUGCGCACGUCCCGGCUGUCGCAGCUGGAGGCGCUCACUGCUCCGCCGCCAGGUGCCGAUGUGGGCCGCCGCGCGCUGCCGCGCAUUCCGGACGGGCCGGUGCCUGACAGGCCAGGGCCCGCCGAGGCCGCCGAGGAUUCGGGAGACGACGGCGGCGUGGAGCCGCGCGGUGGGCAGAGCGCCCCGGAGGGUUCGGCGCAGUACACACGGCAGCAGUCGUGCUACAUCUGCAAGUUGCGCUUCUCCGAUGUGCACCACUUCUACUCGCACCUGUGCCCGCAGUGCGCGGCGCUGAAUUUCUCCAAGCGCCACCAGGCGGCCGACAUGACGGGGCGGGUGUGUCUCGUGACUGGCGCGCGAGUCAAGAUCGGGUUCGCAGUGUGCUUGAAGUUGCUGCGGAUGGGCGCAAGGGUGAUCGCCACCACGCGCUUCCCAGCCGACGCCGCGCGCAGAUACCGGGCCGAGAGCGACUCGGCCGAGUGGGGCGAUCGCUUGGCGAUCCGGGGCGUCGACUUCCGCUUCCUAGGGGCGGUCGAGGCCUUCUGCAAGGACCUGCUCGACGGCGAGCCGUGGCUGGACGUCCUGGUGAACAACGCGUGCCAGACCGUGCGCAGGCCUGCGGCGUACUACCAGCACCUGCUGGAGGGCGAGGCGCGCGCCGGAGCGCAGCCGGCCCUGGCGGCGGCCGGGCCCGGGCUGCUCGGACUGGAGGCGGAGCCUUCCGCUGCAGAGGCGGAGCCUGCGGGGCGGUCGCUGGAGCCGGGGAGCGCCGAGGAGGAACCGGCAGCCUUGCACGCGGCAGGACCCUGCAGCUCCCACCUGUCGCAGCUCGCCGUGCUGCCGGAGGACCAGAUGUCCUCCCCCGACGCCGCCUUGGUGCUGCCGGAGGGCGAGCGCGACGCACACGGGCAGCAGCUGGAUACGCGGAGCUCGAACAGCUGGCUGCUGAAGCUGGGGGAGGUGGCCACGCCAGAGGCGGUCGAGGUUUUCUGCAUCAACGCCCUCACGCCCUUCAUUCUGAACAGCCGGCUGAGACCUCUCCUGGAGCGUUCCCCACGCGCGGACAGGUACAUUGUCAACGUGUCGGCGAUGGAGGGGAAGUUCUACCGUUGGAAGCAGCCGACACAUCCGCAUACUAACAUGGCAAAGGCAGCCCUAAACAUGAUGACGCGCACCAGCGCGGAGGACCUUGCAAAGAGCAGCGGGAUUUUCAUGAACAGCGUGGACACUGGUUGGAUCAACGACGAGAACCCUUUGCCGACGGCACAGCGCAUCGCCCAGGAGCACGGUUUCCAGACGCCCAUAGAUGAGGUGGAUGCCGCGGCGCGCAUUCUGGACCCUGUCGUCCUUGGGGUGCGAGCCGUGUCCACCGGCAAGCUGGGCGGCGAGGACGGAUGCAAAUUACCCCUCUCAGGGUGCUUCCUGAAAGACUACGGCCCCACCGAGUGGUAA
This is a messenger RNA of Prorocentrum cordatum, 1824 nucleotides long. The record is from the annotation of a GenBank genome assembly. NCBI's taxonomy places the organism in Eukaryota, Dinophyceae, Prorocentrales, Prorocentraceae.